AUGUUCACCGACGCGCACGAUCCCUUCCCUCGAAACCCUAAUCUGAUCGGAUUCUCCUUCUCCUGGGAACUGGAUUACGUGAACGUGCUGAACAUUCUAGAAGAUUUGGGGAUUCCGGUGAGAUCUGAGGAGAGGCUUGAGAGUGGGUCCACGUGUUUCGUGUUCGGAGGGGGCGCGGUUCUCUCGGCCAAUCCGGAGCCGUUUGCGGAUUUCUUUGAUGUGAUUUUGAUGGGCGACGGCGAGGAGCUUCUGGGAAGCUUCGUGGACGCGUUCGAGGCGUGUGUGUCGGGAGGAGGGGGGGUGGAGGGAGCCAGUGGUAGCAGCAGAAGCAGCAGGCGGUUGGAGAUUCUCUCGGCUCUGGCUCAGGUUAGUGGGCGUGUGUGUGGGGAGGAGGGGUGGAGGGAGCCAGUGGUGAUGGUGGUAGCAGAAGCAGAAGGCGGUUGGAAAUGCUCUCGGUUCUGGCUCAGGUUAGUGCCAGGGGUGUACGUGCCUCUGCUGUACCGGGUGGAAUACCACAGAUCCACGGGACCCAUUGCUGACGUGUCACCCCUGCAACUGCCAGCUGGCAGCACAAAUGUCAGCAGCAGCAUCAGUACAGGAAUGAUGCUCCCAGCAGCUCCUGCAGUGGUGGAGAGGCAGACGUACAGAGGCAAGCAGCUGGCAACGUCCACUGUGGUGUCUCCGCGCAUGGCGUGGGAGGGGAUAUACAUGGUGGAGGAAGGCAAGCAGCUGGCGACGUCCACUGUGGUGUCGCUCGCCUCGCAUGGCGUGGGAGGGGAUAUACAUGGUGGAGUGACCUGUGAGUUGACUCAGACGUACCGCAGCAAGCAGCUGGCCACGCUCAACCAAAUCCUUUGCCGCUCUCUCCCCUUCUACCCUCCUCAGGUGGUGCGCAGUUGUCCCGAGGUGGUGCGCAGCUGUCCCGAGGUCUGUCGCUUCUGCCUCGCCAGCUACUCCUCUCUGCCCUUCCGCCCUGCCGCUCUUGAGGACCACCUCAUCCCCGCUAUAGAGAGAGGCCUGCAGGUGACCAACCGCAUAGGCCUGCUGGGCGCAUCAGUCACACAGCACCCACACUUCGACAGCCUGCUCUCCUACCUGCUGCAGCCGCACAUGAAGGACAUUCGCCUCAGCAUUGCAUCAGUGCGCACCAACACAGUGACCGCCAAGCUGGCAGCGGCGUUGGCGCAAUCUGGGACUCGGUCGCUGACCAUUGCGGUUGAGAGCGCUGGACUCAGCAGACACCAUUGCAGCAGCAGUCAACGAACAAGAGGGGGGUAUUUGCUGGACUCAGCAGACAUCGUUGCAGCAGCAGUGAACGCACAGGAGGGCGGCCUGUCGGGGUUGAAGCUCUAUGGCAUGGUUGGGCUCCCCAGCGAGACGGAUGCUGACGUGGCAGAGACAGUGGGCAUGAUGAGGGAGCUGAGGAGAGCUGCUCCCCGGCUCAAGCUCACCCUCGGAUGCUCCACCUUCGUGCCCAAGGCGCACACGCCGUUCCAGUGGCAGCCGGUGCAGCAAGCAGCAGAGGCGCGGCUGAGAGUGCUCGAGAAGGAGAUGCAGAAGGAGGGCGUGGAGUUCCGCCCUGAGAGCUACAAGUGGAGCGUGUGGCAGGCUGUGCUCUCAAGAGGCGACCGCCGUCUGUCGAGGCUGCUGCAGAGGGCGCGCGAGUUCGGCGGGUCGCAGGGCAGCUUUGGGCGCGCCUUCAAGGAGAUGAAGGGGCAGGUGGGGGAGAGUGAGGUGCUCCCGUGGGCUCACCUCUCGGGCGCUCUGCCAGUGGACGACGUCUUAGGGCAUCUACCUCUCCUCUCAGGCACCUCUGCUCUCAGGCACCUCUCCUCCCAGGCACCUCUCCUCUCAGGCACCUCUCCUCUCAGGCACCUCUCCUCUCAGGCACCUCUCCUCCCAGGCACCUCUCCUCCCAGGCACCUCUCCUCCCAGGCACCUCUCCUCUCAGGCACCUCUCCUCCCAGGCACCUCUCCUCCCAGGCACCUCUCCUCUCAGGCACCUCUCCUCCCAGGCAACUCUCCUCUCAGGCACCUCUCCUCUCAGGCACUCUGCCAGUGGACGUGCUCAGGCAGGCCUCUCAACACUCUUAUUUCUCCGACUCGCUCGCUGCCAGUGGGACGAGCUGUGGUAGCAUGCAGGCAACGCGGCUGCACACUCAAGGCCACAGUACCCCUCACCCCACCUGA
Molecule: messenger RNA, 2190 nt
Organism: Closterium sp. Naga37s-1
Lineage: Eukaryota; Viridiplantae; Streptophyta; Zygnematophyceae; Desmidiales; Closteriaceae
Source: the annotation of a GenBank genome assembly